This is a messenger RNA of Prorocentrum cordatum, 477 nucleotides long. NCBI's taxonomy places the organism in Eukaryota, Dinophyceae, Prorocentrales, Prorocentraceae. The record is from the annotation of a GenBank genome assembly.
GGGCCGGGGAAUCCCGUGGUCUUCAAGAGUGUUAAGGGCAAGUUCCUGGAGUGGUAUCGUAAGACGCGUGCGUACCUAGUGGCAGUAUUCGGUGAGCAGUCAAGACGCGUGCUGGAGUGGGUCGAAGAUCAAGCUCAAGACACCACGCCGAUCACGAUCGAGACAGUCCGGCCCGCAGAGGGCGAGAUUUUUUCCAUCGUGCUCAACGCUCUGAGGGGCAAGAGGAGGGCGUUGCUCAGACGGGCCAUGACCCCUCUGCGCUCCACGCCCGCCGAUCUUCGCGGUGGGCUAGAGGGGCGGGAAGGACAUGUCCGCUUGUGCGAGAAGAGGAGGGCAGGCGGAAAUGCCGAGGGUGUCGAAGACGACGCGAAGAUGGCGGCGCAGGAAACAGUCGUGCCGGAGGAGUUGAAACUGCACCUGGCGAUGAAUAGGGCCAGGCUGGGCACGUCCGACAAGAUGCCCGACGAGAGCCCUGCG